CACUGCCGAAAAGUUAACUACUUUCAUCUCUUCUUCUCCAAAGAAAGCAGAGGAAACCAUGCGCGAUGCGGCUCCGACUUCCCGCCAAAUUGAACCCGUCCGCCGCACUACCGCACCACCCGCCGCCGCCUCCGACCGCCGCCCGCCACCUCUGCACCGUCGCGCCUCCCUCCGACGCAUGCCUUCUUCAGCAGCAGCUCGACGACCACAUCGCCCGGGGCAACCUCGCCCUCGCCCGCCACCUGUUCGACCAAAUCCCCGGCCCGGACGUGCGCGCCCACAACGCGCUCAUCCGGGCCUACUCCUGGCGCGGGUCCGCCCUCGCCGCCGACGCGCUCGUCCUCUACCGCGCCAUGCUCCACGACGGCGUCCCGCCCGACAAGUACACCUUCCCCUUCGUCCUCAAAGCCUGCGCCGCGCGCCUCGACCUCCGCGCCGGCCGUGCAAUCCACCGCCACGCCGCGCGCGCGGGGCUCCACGCCGACCUCUUCGUCUCCACCGCCCUCAUCGACCUCUACAUGAAGUGCGCCUUCUUCCGCCACGCCACCAACGUCUUCGACCAGAUGCCUGCCAGGGACGCCGUCGCCUGGAACGCCAUGCUCGCCGGGUACGCGCUGCACAGCAUGCACCACCACGCGCUCGCGUGCCUCCUUCGCAUGCAGGACCGCCUCAGGCCCAACGCCUCCACCCUCGUCUCGCUCCUCCCUCUGCUCGCCCAGCAGAGGGCGCUCUCCCAGGGGAAGUCGGUGCACGCCUACAGCGUCCGUGCCUGUCUCCACGACAAGGACGGGGUCCUCGUCGGCACCGCCCUGCUGGACAUGUACGCAAAGUGCGGGCACCUGCGUUACGCCUGCAGCGUCUUCGAGGCCAUGGCCGACAAGAACGACGUCACCUGGAGCGCGCUGAUCGGCGGCUUCGUGCUCUGCAACCGGAUGUUGGAGGCCUUCCGUCUGUUCAAGGACAUGCUGGCGCAAGGACUGUGUUUUCUUUCUCCGACCUCUGUCGCCAGCGCUCUUCGGGCCUGCGCCAGCCUGGCCGACCUCCGUAUCGGUGAGCAGCUGCACGUCUUGCUUGCUAAAUCUGGGCUUCGCUCUGACCUGACCGCGGGGAACUCGCUCCUCUCGAUGUACGCCAAGGCUGGGUUGACCGACGAGGCUACGGCGCUUUUUGAUGAGAUGGUCGUCAAGGACACGGUUUCUUACAGCGCGCUUAUAUCAGGGUACGUGCAGAAUGGCAUGGCAGACGAAGCCUUUCUCGUCUUCAGGAAGAUGCAGGCCUGCAACGUCGAGCCGGAUGUUGCCACAAUGGUGUCCCUCAUCCCAGCCUGUUCGCACCUGGCAGCUUUGCAGCAUGGGAAGUGCAGCCAUGGCUCUGUCAUAGUCCGUGGAAUUGCACCUGAAACCUCUAUAUGUAAUGCCUUGAUAGAUAUGUAUGCAAAGUGUGGAAGGAUUGAUCUCUCCAGGCAGAUUUUUGAUGUGAUGCCAGCUCGGGAUAUCGUGUCCUGGAAUACGAUGAUCGCGGGGUACGGAGUCCAUGGACUCGGGAAAGAAGCCACCGCAUUGUUCUUAGACAUGAAGCAUCGAGCUUGUGAACCGGACGAUGUCACCUUCAUCUGCCUGAUUUCGGCGUGCAGCCACUCUGGACUUGUGACUGAAGGGAAACGCUGGUUUCACAUGAUGGAACAGAAGUACGGUAUAACUCCAAGGAUGGAGCACUAUAUCGGCAUGGUUGAUCUUUUGGCCAGAGGGGGUUUCCUUGAUGAAGCUUAUCAGUUUAUCCAGAGCAUGCCACUGAAAGCAGAUGUUCGUGUAUGGGGUGCCUUGCUUGGUGCCUGUCGGGUUCAUAAGAACAUUGACUUAGGAAAGCAAGUGGCUAAGAUGAUCCAGAAACUAGGACCUGAGGGGACUGGCAACUUUGUUCUGCUGUCCAACAUAUUCAGCGCUGCUGGUAGAUUCGAUGAGGCGGCAGAAGUUCGAAUAUUACAGAAGGAGAAGGGUUUUAAGAAGAGUCCUGGCUGCAGUUGGAUCGAGAUAAAUGGCUCUCUACAUGCAUUUAUUGGUGGAGACAGAUCUCAUCCACAAUCACCUCAGAUAUAUCAAGAGCUGGAUAGCAUCCUCGUAGAUAUUAAUAAACUGGGUUACCAGGCUGAUACCAGUUUUGUUUUACAAGAUCUUGAGGACGAGGAAAAGGAAAAGGCACUUCUUUACCACAGCGAAAAGUUAGCAAUAGCUUUUGGCAUCCUCACUCUUGGUGAAGAUAAGACCAUUUUUGUUACAAAGAAUCUCCGUGUAUGUGGAGAUUGCCAUACUGUUAUCAAGUACAUGACCUUAGUCAGGAAAAGGGCUAUAAUUGUCAGAGAUGCCAAUAGAUUUCACCAUUUCAAGAAUGGACAAUGCAGUUGUGGAGACUUUUGGUGAUUGCAAAAACAGUCUGGGUCAUGACAUCUGAGUUAUGCCAGUACUGUUUUGUAUCGGCCGUUCAUUAUCUCUUGAACAGUCAGGGAUCCCCUUAGUUCCAUGGUCCAUUUAAAAUUUCCUAAUAUGUGCACUACUGUGAGAUUUUGUAUGUUGUUGCAAGUUAUGCCCUCAUAAUGGGUAAUCCAAAGUGAAUUGAUGUCAUAAAUUCAAAUAGAAACUCAUUGCUGUUCAGGUUGGUUCUAUCGUGCCCAGUCAGAGGCAACUAUUAACAGUUAAGGUGUUCAGUAGGGAUCAAGGUAGAAUGAACAAAUAGAACUUCUGUCUCAAGUUGAAAAUUGAUGUUUGGUUUGAUAUGCAGGAUCGAUUUUCAGAAGCUCAGAGAGGUACAUGUUUAGUAUCAUCAGCCCACUUGAUUAAAUGGUAUCACAAAUCUCCAGUGCACCCUCCAUAUCAUGAAGGUAGACUCUUAAUCACUUCUCUUCUGUUUAGCCCCUCCAAAUAAUAUGCAUGCAGGUUAGAAAAAUGUUCCGAAGAGUUAAGGUAGACUCUUAAUUCACUGUGGACUCUAGUUAGGCGAAAAUAAUAAGCUAAUGUACAGCAUGGCAUAACGGGACACAGUACUGAUAUAUUGAGUUAGCUCAAGUUUUU
Messenger RNA from Lolium perenne, 3065 nucleotides. RefSeq names its product pentatricopeptide repeat-containing protein At3g16610-like. Gene Ontology annotation, molecular function: RNA binding; protein binding; zinc ion binding. Gene Ontology annotation, biological process: RNA modification. The record is from RefSeq and is a predicted model, not a curated record. NCBI's taxonomy places the organism in Eukaryota, Viridiplantae, Streptophyta, Magnoliopsida, Poales, Poaceae.